CCCGCAGCCGCCUAGGCCUGGCUCCCCGCGCUCACAGCCAGUCCGCGGGCGGAGCCGCCAGGAUGUGGGUCGUGUUGCCGCUGCUGUGCGCGGCCGCGGGGCUCCUAGGACCCCCGGCCUGCGGCGCCACCGACGUCUACGCGAGCUCCUUAGAGAAAGUUCACUUUAAGUCAUGGAUGGCGCAGCACCAAAAGAAAUACAGCUCAGAGGAGCACCAGCACAGGCUGCAGACCUUUGUCAGCAACUGGAGGAGGAUAAGGGCCCACAACGCUGGGAACCACACAUUUAAAAUGGGGCUGAACCAGUUUUCCGACCUGAGCUUUGCGGAAAUAGAAAGCAAGUACCUUUGGUCGGAGCCUCAGAACUGCUCCGCCACCAGAGGUAACUACCUUCGGGGGAGGGGUCCCUACCCGCCCUCCGUGGACUGGAGGAAGAAAGGAAAGUUCGUGUCGCCAGUGAAAAAUCAGGGCGGCUGUGGCAGCUGCUGGACGUUCUCCACCACGGGGGCCCUGGAGUCCGCCAUCGCCAUCCAGACUGGGAAGCUGCUGUCUCUGGCGGAGCAGCAGCUGGUGGACUGUGCCCAGGACUUCAACAAUCACGGUUGCCAAGGGGGCCUCCCCAGCCAGGCCUUCGAGUACAUCCGCUACAACAAGGGCAUCAUGGGGGAAGACAGCUACCCCUACAAGGGCCAGGACAGUGACUGCAAGUUCCAGCCCAGCAAGGCCAUCGCUUUCGUGAAGGAUGUGGCCAACAUCACCAUCAAUGAUGAGGAGGCCAUGGUGGAGGCCGUGGCCCUAUACAACCCCGUGAGCUUCGCCUUCGAGGUCACCAGUGACUUUAUGAUGUACAGGAAAGGUGUCUACUCCAGCACUUCCUGUCAUAAAACUCCGGAUAAAGUAAACCACGCGGUCUUGGCUGUUGGGUACGGAGAGCAAAACGGGAUACCCUACUGGAUCGUGAAGAACUCUUGGGGUCCCCAGUGGGGGAUGAAUGGGUACUUCCUCAUCGAGCGCGGGAAGAACAUGUGUGGCCUGGCAGCCUGUGCCUCCUACCCCAUCCCCCUGGUGUGAGCGGCACGGGCGGGGUCCACGGUGGAAGUCCUGCCCUGAAGGAAGGCGGGCCCUUACCCCCAUCCGGGGCCAGAGGCCGUGAGGAAAUGAGGAAGAGGAGUCCCCUGUCCCCCAGCAACAAGCCUCCUCGAACGUGCCUUUAACUCACUCAAACCCACGUGGCCGAGAAUAUACCUGAUUUCCCACAGGGACCGCUUCUCCUGAGUGGAGAGCACCCAGGGCCAUCGUUUCUGUGAUCUUUAUCCAAUAAACACGUGGUGAACUCCU
Lutra lutra (Eurasian river otter) is the source of this 1337-nucleotide messenger RNA. RefSeq names its product cathepsin H (gene CTSH). Gene Ontology annotation, biological process: immune response. Lineage: Eukaryota; Metazoa; Chordata; Mammalia; Carnivora; Mustelidae. Gene Ontology annotation, molecular function: cysteine-type endopeptidase activity. Gene Ontology annotation, cellular component: lysosome. The coding region runs from base 63 to 1070 and encodes 335 amino acids. The transcript is spliced from 12 exons. The record is from RefSeq and is a predicted model, not a curated record.